This is a messenger RNA of Trichomonas vaginalis G3, 1386 nucleotides long. RefSeq names its product cilia- and flagella-associated protein 100 family. The record is from RefSeq and is a predicted model, not a curated record. The transcript has a single exon. The coding region runs from base 1 to 1386 and encodes 461 amino acids. NCBI's taxonomy places the organism in Eukaryota, Parabasalia, Trichomonadida, Trichomonadidae.
AUGGAUGAUUUAGAACAAAUUCUUCGCCUGACUGACAUAUCAUGUGAUGGUGAAGCAGUUGAAUAUAACAAGAACGGCAAUCCAUUCAUCACUGUAUCAAGGAACACUAAAGCAGAAACGCGAGAAAGUAGAAACAACAGAUUAUCUCGUGAACAGCUUGAAUUAUCUCAAAGAUCACUUGAAGAGCGAGCUGAACAAACUCGUGUGCGUGUUCCUGUCUUAAUUACACCAGCUACUUCCGCUCAUCAAAGUCGUGCAAAUUCUCGUGCAACUUCUGCUGCGUCAAAAUCAUUAAAUUCAGUCACUAUGAACCAAGUGAAAGCAAGAACUAAAACAAUGCCUGAAAAAAUGUAUCAAAUGCGUCAAGUUUAUUUAACUCAGUUAUUAAUCAAUAAAAAGCAGCAUGACAUCGCAAAAUUGCAUAGAAUACAGGUUAAUACGGAAGCUCAAGUCAUCAAAGAUGAACAAGAUUGCGCAGAUGAAGCAAAUGAAUAUAAAAUUUCAAUGAAUAAACUUCAGGCUGCACUUUCUAAGAGCAGGAAGCAAGCAGCAGAGAACUCUGCGAUGUAUUCUACUCUAAACAAAGAGCUAAUUCAAUUACAAGCAAGUGUAAAUACAAAAACCUCAAUUAUCUCCAAAAACGAGGAAAUUUUGGAGACUUACCAAGAGUGCGAAAAGUUUUUGAAGGGAUUUCUUAAUGAAGGAUAUAAUAAUAUUUUUGAAUAUUUCAAUCACCCUUCUGUCCUUGUUGACGAGCUUGAUCUUCUUCAGAGUGAGACUCUCAAUCUCGUGAAGUGCUACAAUCAUUACGUUGAAGCUCAGGGAGUCAUAAAUGAAAAAGUUCAGAAAAAAGCCAGCCAACAAGAGCAAGAAGAGAAAGAUAUAACAGCCUCUGAGAACAAGCCACGUGAAUUAGAGUCCAGGGACUACAAUGGAACAGAGGCUGCGAAGAAAAAUGAUUCAUUAGAUCAAGAAAUCGCCAAAUUAAAGCAAUUGGUUACUGAUACUUAUGUAGCUUGUUUUGGAAGCAAGCCUGAUAUCAGUCCCAUGAAUAUGCUUGAAAAAAUCGAGUCUUCUCUCGAAAGUAUGAUCAAAAUUGAAGAUACUGUUUCCUCUGACAUCCUUUCUGAGAUCAAAACGAAGAAGGAUGAAGAACGUAAGCUUAAAGAACGUUUGGAUGGCCAGGAAAAGCGUCGUCUUGAACAAUUGCGAAAAGUUGAACAAGCUUUGCAGAGAGCGAACAAAUCUAUUCCAAAGCAUGAUAAGAAGCGUUCCAUUGAGCGUAUGCUUCCUUACAAGCUUGUUACAAAGCACCGCAACCAAUCUGAUAUUCUUGCCGCCCAACAAGAAAAAGAGAAUGCUCUUCUCUUUGGCCCACCCGAGUAA